AUGUUUCCUUUAAGACCCCAUCCUUAUGCACGGGAAAUACGCAUAUCAGUGAGGAUUCGUCCGAGAUUGUGUUUUUGCUGGUUGAAAUUUAAUUAUAAACCAGACCGUCUCCUCAUGGUCUACUAUGGGUGUUCGCUUUUGAACACUUCAAGACUAUGUAGGGAAUUUUUGGAAUAUUUUCUCAUAUACCGGCAUUUUAACUCUCAAAAGAACUUUUGGUUUUUUUUGGGAGUAAUGUCAGAAAAUAGUGGUGGGGCCUUUCAGGGACUGAAACGUGCAAUUGAAGGCCCAACUAUAUUUUUCCUCUCUUUUUUCACCAAAUUCUUUAUUGUGAGUUCACAUUACAGUGAUUGGGAACUAUCGGUAAAUACUACAGUGAUCACAAUGAUCGUAAAAGGUAACUGCAUCUCUGCUGCCUGUCUCUUUUCUUGCUGUAGUAGAAUCUAUAUAGAAGAUUCGGCCCUUUUCUGGGUAGGACCGUUAAUGGACGGUCACACACAUAAUAGCUUAGCAACAAUAAGGUGUCGGUCCAAUUCACAAAUCAUUACAUACAUUUUUGUCAAAAUUCUGGUUACCUUGCUGUACUUUUAUUUUCAUUUGAGGGUGGAAAAUUGA
Messenger RNA from Saccharomyces eubayanus, 615 nucleotides. RefSeq lists its product as uncharacterized. The record is from RefSeq and is a predicted model, not a curated record. The transcript has a single exon. Bases 1 to 615 code for a protein of 204 amino acids. NCBI's taxonomy places the organism in Eukaryota, Fungi, Ascomycota, Saccharomycetes, Saccharomycetales, Saccharomycetaceae.